Molecule: messenger RNA, 522 nt
Organism: Macrosteles quadrilineatus (aster leafhopper)
Lineage: Eukaryota; Metazoa; Arthropoda; Insecta; Hemiptera; Cicadellidae
Product: baculoviral IAP repeat-containing protein 7-B-like
Exons: 1
Coding region: 1-522 (173 amino acids)
Biological process (GO): positive regulation of protein ubiquitination; regulation of cell cycle; negative regulation of apoptotic process
Cellular component (GO): cytoplasm; spindle microtubule; nucleus
Molecular function (GO): cysteine-type endopeptidase inhibitor activity involved in apoptotic process; ubiquitin protein ligase activity
Source: RefSeq, a predicted model, not a curated record
AUGUCGUGGUGUAUAAAACAUCCUGAAUAUUCAAAAGAAAAUGAUAGGAUCAACUCGUACAUACACGCCCGAACGAGAAGUUUUGUUAGCGAAUGUAGAAUCGAACUCGCUGAAGCAGGAUUCUUCUACGCAGGAAAAAAGGACCAAACGAUUUGUUUUUACUGCGGUGGUGGACUACACCAUUGGCAAGAUAUCGAUGAUCCUUGGGAAGAACACGCGAAAUGGUUUCCCAAGUGUCCGUUCGUAUUGGUACACAAAGGACAAGAUUUCGUCAACGAAAUGAGAUCCAGAACCGAAAGAAACGCCCUACAAAAGAAAAGGAUUCCAACAAACAACAUUGCUGUACCCCCACCGAUAGAAGAAUCAAACAUCGAGUGUAUAAUAUGCAUGAACAAAAAUCGUAAUCUACUCUUCUUGCCAUGCAAACACUGUUUCGCUUGUGACAUAUGCGGAUGGAGAUUCGAUAACUGUUGUUACUGUAGAGCUCCUAUAAUUUCUAUGAUCCAAGUGUUUUUAGUUUAG